Messenger RNA from Heterostelium album PN500, 612 nucleotides. RefSeq lists its product as uncharacterized. The record is from RefSeq and is a predicted model, not a curated record. NCBI's taxonomy places the organism in Eukaryota, Evosea, Eumycetozoa, Acytosteliales, Acytosteliaceae. The coding region runs from base 1 to 612 and encodes 203 amino acids. The transcript has 2 exons.
AUGACAUCAACAAUAGCACCUGUAACUAAAAAAGUAACACAGUAUUUUCACCCGGUGAUUGCGUUGAUCGGAUUGAAACUACCAGCAGAUCUAUCAAAGAAUCCAAGAAAAGUACAAUGGAGCGAUCAGAGACCACAGAUUCAUAACUUGAUGUUUGCGCUACACUAUCCACAGUCAGAUGUUUGCAAGCAGUUUGAGAAGCAUUUCAAUCUGUCGGCUACCGAUUUAAGCGAGUUGAAAGAGAAACUGAAACCACUACAGAUCAUUAGAAGAACUUUUGAAUAUGGAUCGACACAUCGUCGUGACUACUGGGCAUUCUACCAGACCAAAAUCAUACCAGGCACCCCAAAAACAGCGGCACUCUUUACAUUACGUGAAGAAAAAGUAGAUCAAAUGGUACAGAUAAUGCAAGAUUGGGUAAAAGAUAAGAAACUAGACAUACACAUUCCAUUCUCGAAACCAUAUCUCUGGACAUUCGAAGUGGAGCACGAUUCUCGUGUCAUAGAUAUUCCAGUAAGAGAUACACCUUUCUUUAGAUCAAGACCAAAACCAAGCGAAACAUCAUCAUCAUCAUUAUCAUCAUCAGGUGAAUCAAAUAAUAUUGAAUUAUAG